Cylicocyclus nassatus is the source of this 664-nucleotide messenger RNA. The record is from the annotation of a GenBank genome assembly. Lineage: Eukaryota; Metazoa; Nematoda; Chromadorea; Rhabditida; Strongylidae.
GUAGACUCGUUUGGUCAUGCAUUUCUGUACAAUAGUAAUCUUCGAACUGCUACUGGUCCACGUUCCUGGACAGGUUUCGUGGGUCCUAAUCGAUCUAGAAGAUGGGGAGACAGACGACGGGAUUAGCACUCAAGCAGUUUAUGUGUUCAGAAUGCAGACGUCUGGAGAAUUUGAAUGUUUAUCGAGCAUCAUACCUGAAUGUACGCUCAAGUACAUAAGACAUCCAAGUGACGAUCUCGAGCUUUGUCAAGUAAUUACUGUCUUCAAACCUAAUAAUCGAAUAUAUGAACUAAGGUGCAGAAGGAGAAAAGAGCUUUUGCAUGAAGGAGACUGGAUCAAGAAAACACUGAAUGACUUCAUCAUCGCGAACAACACUUCCGCAGGAGAUGCAAACAUUGCUGGCUGUGUGGGUGACAGAUUAAAAGAGAUAGACCUUCCUGAGAUCCCAACCACGACCACAACCACCACAACUGUUACGACCUUGAUUUCUACGACACAAGAAGAGCGAAAGGAAGAAAAAGGUGGUAAAAAGCAGGAAAACGAAAAGAAGCAGAAAAGACUGUCAUUUCUACUCUUAGUGGGUAUGAUAGCGAUCUUCGGUGUUGUGGCACUGAUUACGAUGAUCUUCGCUGUCUAUAGAAAAGUAUUACUAGUUGUGAUUUAA